AUGACGCGCUCUGAGCGUCCGAUCCCGCGCGUGCUGAUCGCGAGCCACGACGCGCUGCGGGUCGCUGACCUGGACGCUGGGGAGGAGACGCGGGUGAGCGCGCGCGGCGCACAGCCCGUCGCCUUCAGUUACCACGCGCACGCCGCCCGCCUAUACUGGAUCGACGCGCAGCGCGCACUGAUGACGUCACACGUUGACGGCAGCGAACCGAAGGAGCUGCUGAAGCUACGUGGGGACGGUCAAUCCAUCGCCGUAGACUGGGUCGCUCGUAAGAUCUACUGGACAGAGCUGAACACAGAGGGCGGUGGCUCCCUCUACAUGUACGAUCUCAACCUCGAGAGCCACCAGGGGGAGCUGCUCGACACGACUGUAUACAGGCUGGAGUCGAUCGUCGUCGAGCCUCGGACGAGUGCGCUCGUCAUGCUGCGCUCCCACGAGGGCCACUACCACGUCAUGCGGCGACAGGGCGACGAUGGCGCCACCGCGUUCUUCUCCGCGAGCAGCGAGGCAUGGCGGCGACGUCGCAGCGUCUGCAACUGUUCGCAGAUCGUAACAGGCCAGGUGGCGCUCGCAAGCAUCAGCGUCCAGGGAUCCGUCGCCAUCGACGAGACGGGCCCGGAUGCUCUGUUGUUUUGGGCCGACGACAAGAACGUCAUCUGGGCGACAAGCAUGGAUGCUUGCACAUGCCGCCUGGUGUUCAAUGGCAGCGACGCACAGAGUGCAGGUCUGCCUCUGACCUCGCUGACCGUAGACACAGGUCGCGUCUACUGGAGCAAUGCGGGACAGGGGGCGCUGUACAGCGUCGAUAAGCGCACCGGUGGCACCCUCCAGCGGGAGCAGGUCGACGGCGUGAAGAACGUGAAGGCGUUCGGAAAGCACAUACAGCCGUACCCUGCGCCGCACUGCCUUACCCCGCCACGACCCCGCAUCGAACCACGCCUCCACAACGUCACCAACACGACAAUCAACCUGUCCAUCCAGCAGAGCGCGCCACCGCCCGACUGCGCGGGCGUCUCCAUGGCAACGGUUCGCUACACGGUCUACAUGACGCGGAGGGUUGAGGAGCCUGAGCGUGGAUGCGCGGCGGAUGGAAGCUGUGAGACGUGGGUCACUACGAGCCUUCGAUCAGCGCCAUUGAACCUUGACCGUACCACGGCCCCCCAACACACCCCGGAAAGUACUGUUCCAGGUUGCGCUAGCAACGCUCAGCAGCAGCGGGGGCGCCCCGACCUCAGCCCCCCCGUGCCCCACUCAACUCUCACCAGCGUGACGGCCCCGCGGGACCCGGUACCCGGUCGCCCCCCGCGCCGCCGGGCUCACACCGUGCCCACGACCGUCACGCCGGAACGCGUCAACGUCUCAUUCCGCAUUCCGGAGAAACUCCGAGGUCCACCUGACGGCAUCCGAUACACCGUUGCGUGGCGCCGCCCAAUGCACCCGACACGAAAACACAAGGCCGUCUCCGAGCUCGACCAAUCAGAGCCCGGCACGUACAGCGUUAAUGUCGACGGCCUUGAACCCGGCUCCAAGUUUCUCUUCAAGGUGGUGGCGUACGCUCGCGACGCAGAGAAGGUUGAGAGCGCCGAGGUCGGUGGCGCCACCUACGCGACGCCGGGCAACGUGACGCUGCUGGAGGCUGGCACGCACUCGCUGACCAUACAGUGGACGUCGCCGGACAGCGGUGAGAUCCUGCGCCACGCCGUCCGCCACAGAAACGCUGGCGAGAUAGACUGGCGCACGCUUCCCUACAAGCCGACGCAGCGUCGCACUGUCUACAACGAGACCGUCGGCAGUCUAUGGCCGAAGACGGAGGUGGUGGUGCACCUGAGAGCGGUCUAUGCGUCCGGAGAGGUGUACGAGUGGCCGGACGAUGACCGCUUCUCCUUCGAAACGAUAGGUACGUUAGAGGGCGAAUCGUGA
Messenger RNA from Priapulus caudatus, 1920 nucleotides. Its product is annotated as protein sevenless-like. Gene Ontology annotation, molecular function: protein binding. NCBI's taxonomy places the organism in Eukaryota, Metazoa, Priapulida, Priapulimorpha, Priapulimorphida, Priapulidae. The record is from RefSeq and is a predicted model, not a curated record. The coding region runs from base 1 to 1920 and encodes 639 amino acids. The transcript is spliced from 12 exons.